UCCUCUGACCUUCCUCCAUCCUUGCUUCCUCCAUUUCAUCUUUCCCACACUUUCUCGGGAAAACUCAAACCAAAAAAAUAUUCAAUUCGAUCGGUAUCUAAACACGACCCAUUAUUCCUCGCCUGAUAUCGAACCAAACCCUUGUAUAAAGUUUCUAUUUUGGUUGGGAAAAAAAAUUGGGAUCUGAGAGAGACGACGAUGAUGGCGAGUAUGGAAGGGAUGCUGGAGAUAGGAGUAUUGGACGAUAUCAUCAGAAGAUUGCUAGAAGGUAGAGGAGGCAAACAGGUUCAGCUAUCAGAGUGCGAGAUUCGUCAACUCUGCUCCAACUCCCGUCAAAUCUUCCUCUCUCAACCCAAUCUCCUCGAACUCCACGCCCCAAUCCGCAUCUGCGGUGAUAUCCAUGGUCAGUAUCAAGAUCUUCUUCGGCUAUUCGAAUACGGAGGCUACCCUCCAUCAGCGAACUAUCUCUUCCUAGGCGACUACGUUGACAGAGGCAAGCAGAGUCUCGAGACCAUAUGUCUUCUCCUCGCUUACAAGAUUCGUUACCCGUCCAAGAUAUAUCUCCUGAGAGGCAACCACGAGGACGCUAAGAUCAACAGAAUCUACGGCUUCUACGACGAGUGCAAGCGUAGAUUCAACGUGCGUCUUUGGAAGAUCUUCACCGAUUGCUUCAACUCUUUACCCGUGGCAGCGCUCAUCGAUGACAAGAUCUUGUGUAUGCACGGGGGGUUGUCGCCGGAGCUGGAGAAUUUGAACCAGAUUCGAGAGAUUGAGAGGCCUACGGAGAUUCCGGACAACGGUCUUCUUUGUGAUCUGCUUUGGUCUGAUCCUGACCCGAAGAAGGAAGGAUGGUCUGAUAGUGAUAGAGGUAUUUCGUGCACGUUUGGAGCUGAUAAAGUCGAUGAGUUUUUGGAUAAGAAUGAUCUUGACCUCAUUUGCCGUGGCCAUCAGGUAGUGGAAGAUGGGUACGAGUUUUUUGCGAACAGGAGGUUAGUAACGAUAUUCUCGGCUCCUAACUAUGGUGGGGAGUUUGAUAACGCUGGUGACUUACUGAGCGUGGACGAGUCUCUUGUUUGCUCUUUUGAGAUUAUGAAACCGGCUCCAGCUUCUAGCAGUCAUCCUCUCAAGAAGGUACCAAAAAUGGGGAAAUCUUGAAGUCUAGUAUUCUCUCUCAAGAUAACGUUUUCACAUCUCAAGCUAGACCUCAAUAGUUGAACUACCACUGUGUGUGUUUUCAGUUUAUGGGUUGAAUGCAUUGAAGAACCCAAAGGGUCCUUACUCAUCAUCAAACAACUUCUGUAAAAAAAAAGUGAGAAAUCAAAAAAUACACACUUAGUUUUCUGUGUGUAGAUGCAGAAUGAUCUUCUUGUCUUCUGCUUCUGGAGAUUUGUAUUUUCCUUGACAGUCUUUUUUUUCUUUUAAUCCUUUUAGUUUAAGUUAGUGCCACUUUUAGAUUUUAUUUCUCGCUCUUGUUUCAUAAACAUUUUUUGCAUAUCAUCAAAACUUGUUCAUUGGUGAAAAGAAAUCAACUUUGCACUGUAUGAGUGCCAAAGGA
Messenger RNA from Raphanus sativus (radish), 1555 nucleotides. RefSeq names its product serine/threonine-protein phosphatase PP1 isozyme 9. The record is from RefSeq and is a predicted model, not a curated record. Bases 199 to 1155 code for a protein of 318 amino acids. NCBI's taxonomy places the organism in Eukaryota, Viridiplantae, Streptophyta, Magnoliopsida, Brassicales, Brassicaceae. Gene Ontology annotation, molecular function: protein serine/threonine phosphatase activity. Gene Ontology annotation, cellular component: cytoplasm; nucleus. The transcript has 4 exons.